CCUCCACCCUCUCUCCCACAACCAACCCCCCCCACUCCCUUUCUUUGUUUCUUUUUCAUUCGGCAUUCGACGCUGUGGGCAGUUCUGAAUUAACCCCCGUCAACUUAUUUCAAGCCUCUGACUGAGGGCGUCGCACACCAUGACGGACAAGCUCCCUCCGCCGCUCCUGGCGCUCUUCCAACCGCGCCCACCUCUUCGCUAUGUCACCCCCAUCGGCCGGGCCCCGGAAGACUGCAAGAAGAGCGGCAUCGGCGGCAUCGCGCAGUUCCUGCCGGACGUGAAGGCCUACGAAGAAGAAGUCCCCUACACACCCACCGAAAGCUGGAUCCAGCGCAAAUUGCGUCAGAAGAUGGAGAAAAAGGAGAACCUCGAGAAGCAGCUCAACGAUAGCCUGGUGACUUAUGACCCGACAAACGACCAACAGGCUCGAGGCGAUCCGUUCAGAACGCUCUUUGUCGCCCGCCUGAGCUACGAAGUUAAGGAGUCCGACCUGGAGCGCGAGUUUGGCCGCUUCGGCCCUAUCGAGAGGAUUCGUAUUGUGAAAGACACCGUCACGCCGAAGGGCUCCAAGAAGGCACACAGGGGAUAUGCGUUUAUCGUGUACGAGCGCGAGAAGGACAUGAAAGCUGCCUACAAAGAGACGGAUGGCAUUCGUAUCAAGGAUCGCCGUGUUCUGGUAGAUGUCGAGCGUGGUCGCACGGUGAAGGGAUGGAAGCCCCGUCGCUUCGCCGGUGGCCUUGGCGGUCGCGGUUACACCAAGGCCUUGCCCUCUCGGCCUAUCGGUCCCGGUUCUUUUAAUGCCCCCUCAGGUCCCGGUGGUUAUGGCGGUGGAUUCCGCGGCGGCUUUGGUGGCAGAGGCGGCUUCCGCGGAGGCAUGCGUGGAGAUCGUGGAUUUGGCGGCCCCCGUGGCGGAAUCGGAUACCAGGGUGGUCGGAACGGAUUUGGUGGUCAGGCGCCUCCCAACGCUCCCUCCGGUCCGGGUGGGGGACGCAGCGGAGGUUUCGGUGGCCCCGGUGGCGGCAGAUUCGAUCGUGAUGGCCGAGGCGCCUCGGGCACAGGUAGCAACCGUGAGCCCAUCAGGCCCCGCGAAGCAUUCGGUGACCGCGAUCGUCGUGACCGUGAUCGCGACCGCGACGGUGGUGACCGCUACAGAGACCGUGACAGGGGGGAUCGGGGUGACAGGGACAGGGAUCGCUACCGCGACCGGGACCGCGAGCGCGAGCGCCCAAGCGACCGCGAUCGCGACAGGUAUGGAGGCCGCGGCGGCGACGACUACGGCCGCAAGCGACACCAUGACGAUGACGCAUAUGAUGAUCCCCGUGCCAAGAGAAGAUACUGA
Aspergillus heteromorphus CBS 117.55 is the source of this 1339-nucleotide messenger RNA. RefSeq names its product U1 small nuclear ribonucleoprotein 70 kDa. Gene Ontology annotation, cellular component: U1 snRNP; precatalytic spliceosome; U2-type prespliceosome. Gene Ontology annotation, biological process: mRNA splicing, via spliceosome. The transcript has 4 exons. The coding region runs from base 140 to 1339 and encodes 399 amino acids. NCBI's taxonomy places the organism in Eukaryota, Fungi, Ascomycota, Eurotiomycetes, Eurotiales, Aspergillaceae. Gene Ontology annotation, molecular function: U1 snRNA binding; mRNA binding. The record is from RefSeq and is a predicted model, not a curated record.